Molecule: messenger RNA, 1343 nt
Organism: Haliotis rubra (blacklip abalone)
Lineage: Eukaryota; Metazoa; Mollusca; Gastropoda; Lepetellida; Haliotidae
Product: cyclin N-terminal domain-containing protein 1-like
Exons: 9
Coding region: 100-1032 (310 amino acids)
Biological process (GO): reciprocal meiotic recombination
Cellular component (GO): site of double-strand break
Source: RefSeq, a predicted model, not a curated record
AGUUGCGAAAUUACACAAGUUCAGAGGGCCUUGCAAACAGCUGAACAUUUGGAAAAUUAUCACCUUGAAAUGCCAUUUGGAUGAAGCCCGUACAAAAACAUGGCAUGCAAACCACAGAAUGAUCUUGGAAUAUUUGGAACCCCCCAGGAGCCCUUCUUCAACCACAAGGAAAGUGGUGUCACACCAGAACUCCUGGGACAAUGGCUUCUUGAUCUUAGUGCCAUUAACUCAGACAGACUCAAGGGCAGCACAAAGGAUUGCUUUAAGAGUUUCAAACAUGUUGAUUUGAUCUACAAGACAUGUGACAGGUUGAAAAUGUCAGCUCAAGUAAAGCUUUUAGCAGUGGAAAUAUUCAACAGAUUCAUGACGAGACACAUUGAGGAGCUGUAUAAUCAUGUCCUAACCUCAGACAGCCAGACCAAGAGGUCGGACUGGGACAAGAUCUUACAGAGGAUCAUCAAGCAGCAGGCUCUGAGGAUUACCUCUUGUUGUCAGAUUGCAAGCAAACUCACAUCACACCACAGGAUAAUAUCAGUCAACAGAGCACGUAGAUUCCUGUGUGAGCUUGGUCAUAACUACACUGCAGGCAGUAUUCUCCAGUCAGAACUACGCAUUCUGAAAACUCUCGAAUUCAAGCUUGCAGUUCUUUCACCUUUGCAGUAUGUAGAGACUCUCCUGGAAAUAAUAGGGCACAAUGACAAAACAACUGAUGUAAAGUUGUAUCAUUCAACUGCCAUCAAACUUCUGUAUCUGUUCAACUUAAAGAGGACAGAAAUCUAUGACAAGCUGUACAAAACUGCUUGCUCUGCAGAGACAACACAGCUACAAAACAGAGUAUGUGAGAUGGUGAGUGACAUGUUGCUGCUGGGGACGGCAGUGAUCACAGCCUCUGCGUUCAUCAUGGACAUGUCAACCACGGACACGAUUUUAGAGAAUCUGUCUCUCAUUACGAAAAUUGUGAAAGAUGAAAUUGUGGACUUUGCCACCGUCAUUGUGGAGGUUGUACAAGAAAACAAAAGCCACACCCCUUAAAGACAUCAAACACUGGAACACAAGUGUGUUUCUUUUCAGAAUUCUCUUAAUUUUCAGUACAAACAUUGAUGCAGGUCAUGUUUACACCAUCACGUUUACAUCAUCCUGUGAUAAUGAAAUUAUUGUGAUAUUUGUGAAAUGACGAAGUUGAAUUUAUUAUUACAAUAUUAUGUAUAUAUAUGUGUGCCUGUAAUAUCAAGGUGUACCUUUUCAACCCAUAGAAUGUCUCUGAGGAUGCCUAAUUGCAAACUAGUUGGUUACUAGUAAGUAUGCAUAUAUUUAUAUGUAAUAAAGCUGAACUGUGAGGUUUA